AUGAAGUGGUCUAUCAUUCUUGGAUUCCUAUUACAAGUCUUAUUUGUAAUGGGUUAUCCUGAAUCCAAUCGUCACUUAGAAGGACGUGGCUCGAGUGGUCUGGAAUCGAUACACCCAAAGGAACUUUCCAAGCGCUCGACAGCCCCAAGUAACCCGGCAGUCUGUCCUGGUCGAGCAGGGAAGCCAUUCAAUUUCGAUCUAAAAGAAUUUGGAAAAAUGAUCACCGCUCUGAUCUCGCGCCCAGCCUCAUGUGUUUACUUCUCAAACCUGGGUAUGUACGUCGAAACAUUGGACGGACAACCGGCCAUGUUCCAGGACUCCUCAGCCUCAAUGGUCAGAAAUUACUAUGGGGCUUUGAUCAGCGAAAAUUGUGAGGUUACCAGGCCUGUUAACCUUAAAAGCAACCCUCCUCCACCUAGCGCGGAUGACAACUUGAAAAUCAUGGUAGUCUUUUAUGACACUUAUGCCGAUUCCAAGCAAGUUGAGACGUGCGACAAAGAGACGGAGGAUUACAUGCGUUCCUUGUAA
Molecule: messenger RNA, 528 nt
Organism: Melampsora larici-populina 98AG31
Lineage: Eukaryota; Fungi; Basidiomycota; Pucciniomycetes; Pucciniales; Melampsoraceae
Exons: 5
Coding region: 1-528 (175 amino acids)
Source: RefSeq, a predicted model, not a curated record